AUGCAGCUUCUUCGACUCAAUCAUUGUAAGCACCCCAAGGGUGACGAAGAGUCCCUACCGCUCUUCGACGCUGAGUCCAACGACCACGAACAUGAUGAAUUACCUGCCUAUCCACCCAGAAUAGGGGAAUCAUCGGGCUCAACCAUUCACAAUGUAACUUAUACGUUCGUUCCUCGUUGGCCUAUCGUUGGGGAACCAAAGGAUGCUUUGGGUGUAUUGGGAGAUACCAAGGAGGAAACGAUUUCAAUUGUCCAAAGGGCAUUUCCAAUCUUAUCGACCUACCCACCAAACAGAAUAGAAAUUUCUUCCUUGGUCGAAACAGAAGUUCAGAAUGGUAGUGGGAGAAGAGCCGAUGAAAGAUGGUGUAUGAUAAUGGAUGAAGCUUGGUCAGGGUUCAAGACCAACCCACCUAAGAGAUUGAGAGUUCAAAUUGCUGAUGGUCCAAGAGACGAAGAGAAGAGGAUGAAAAGGGAAAGAUUGCAUACAGCUUUAACAAUCUUGGCAGUUGUAAGUCCUUUUAUCUUGUUUUUCUUUAGUCUAUUCUUUCUUCUAUCAAAGUACGAAGAUAAUUAG
This is a messenger RNA of Kwoniella mangroviensis CBS 8507, 573 nucleotides long. RefSeq lists its product as uncharacterized. The record is from RefSeq and is a predicted model, not a curated record. The transcript has 4 exons. The coding region runs from base 1 to 573 and encodes 190 amino acids. NCBI's taxonomy places the organism in Eukaryota, Fungi, Basidiomycota, Tremellomycetes, Tremellales, Cryptococcaceae.